AUGAGCAUGAUUGAAGAGUUGAAUCACUUCCUUGGAUUGCAGAUUCGUCAGCAUGAGUCAGGUAUAUUCAUAUCUCAAUCUAAAUGUGCCAAAAAUCUUAUGAAAAAGUUUAGUUUGGAAUCUGCUAGUCCUGUUAGAACCCUAAUGAACCCUAAUGUUAAAAUCACUGUUGACUUAUUAGGUAAAAGUGUUGAUUCUUCUUUAUAUAGGAGCAUGAUAAGUAAUCUCCUUUACCUUACUGCUAGUAGACCUGACAUUAGUUACAGUGUAGGAGUGUGUGCUAGAUAUCAGGCAAACCCCAAAGAGUCUCAUAUAAUUGCUUUGAAAAGAAUCAUAAAGUAUGUCAAAGUCACUGCCGAUUUUGGAGUAUGGUAUAGUAAGGACACAAAUGAUGUCUUAGUUGGGUAUUUUGAUGCGGACUGGGUUGGGAAUGCUGAUGAUAGAAAAAGUACAUUGGGGGGUUGCUUUUAUGUGGGUAAUAAUCUUGUCUCCUGGAUGAGUAAGAAGCAGAAUUCCAUCUCAUUAUCCACUGCUAAGGCUGAAUACAUCGUUGCCGGUAGCUGUUGCACCCAACUUCUGUGGAUGCAAAAACUCCUUCUUGAUUAUGGUAUUCGUCAAGAACAUCUUACCAUUUAUUUUGACAAUACUAGUGCCAUUAACAUCUCUAAAAAUCCUGUUCAAAAUUCUCGAACAAAACAUAUAGAGAUACGACACCACUUCAUUUAG
Molecule: messenger RNA, 726 nt
Organism: Quercus robur (English oak)
Lineage: Eukaryota; Viridiplantae; Streptophyta; Magnoliopsida; Fagales; Fagaceae
Product: secreted RxLR effector protein 161-like
Exons: 1
Coding region: 1-726 (241 amino acids)
Source: RefSeq, a predicted model, not a curated record